This is a messenger RNA of Pungitius pungitius (ninespine stickleback), 6295 nucleotides long. RefSeq names its product NACHT and WD repeat domain-containing protein 2-like. The coding region runs from base 185 to 5068 and encodes 1627 amino acids. The transcript has 10 exons. NCBI's taxonomy places the organism in Eukaryota, Metazoa, Chordata, Actinopteri, Perciformes, Gasterosteidae. The record is from RefSeq and is a predicted model, not a curated record. Gene Ontology annotation, molecular function: protein binding.
UUGGAGUCCCUGGAAGUGGGUGUGAUCGCGAUAACCAGAGUUUCCUGAGUGGAGCCGGCCGGCAAAAGAGAAAGGUCUGCAAAGAGCAGCAACUGAAGAUUUGAUUUGGGCCAUUGACUAAAGUUAUUCACCCGUAUUUUACUUCAACGCAGCGAUUUGUUUUACGCUCUCGACAGGAGGAGAAAUGGAGCGUCCUCCUCCAAAAUCCACCUGUGUUAAACUCUAUCUGUGCUCCAACCCAGAGGAUAGCAUGGUGGAGCGCAGAGCUCUGAGAGAGCGUGUUUUCCCCCAACUCAGAGAGCACUGCAGAAAAACCCUGGGGCUGGAUGUCAGGGUAAUAGACCCAUUUGAGUCCAUUGAUCCAUGUCAUUGGCCAGAUGAAUACACCAGAAAGCAGCUGAUAAAAGAAUGCAGAAAAAGCUCUGCGGGACCUUUUUUGCUGGCCCUGGUAGGACACCAGUACGGCGCAGGCAGCCUGCCCCCCCGGGUGGAGGUGUCAGAGUACCAGCUGCUGCUGCAGGAGAGCCAGCGAGCGGGCGUCAGCACCCUGGAGCUGGAGAGACGGUACCAGAGGGACGAGAACACCGUCCCUCCCUCCUACUGCCUGAGAGCUCGAAACCCGGCAGCGGUUGAAGAGGAAGAGGCGAGGAGAAUGAAGGCUGAAGAAGAGGAGUUGAGGAAGCAGUUCCAGACCGCCGUGACGCGUUGUGUCCACAGCGGUGUUCUGAGCCCAGAGAGAGCUCGGGGCUUCUCCCGAUCCGCCCUCGACGCAGAUAUGAGAUUUGCUUUGGACAACCGUCCUCGUGAUGACGUCACCGGACGCUGCCUGGUGUACGUCCACAGGGUCGUCGGCGCAGAAGGAGGGUCAGAGGAGAGACGGAUGAAGUCACAACCUCAGCCGCAGGAAGAGGCCGCUACGUUUGACCCAAGGACAACGGCCGUUGAGUCACAGUUAUUGUCGGAGCUUUGUGACAACUUCCUCCCUGGGCUCAUCACUUCCUCUCAGCUUCUAGUCUACACCACCACCUCAAAGUGUGACUGUCGCCAUGGUUACACCAAAGCCCGGAGGCGAGGCUAUGCCGAGUCUUUAUGCCAGCAGGUCUACUCUGACCUUGUGGUGUUGAUUGACAGCUGGAGCAUCUCAGAUGUCCCUCAGCCCGGUGACGCCCUGGCCAGAGAGCAGGCAGAGCAGGAGGAGCUGUGUGACACCUUGUCCCGACUUUAUGACGUCAUGAGGCCAGAGGAGGAAAAGGUCAGAGCCUUUGUGGAGCAGAGUGGACAACAGCGCCCACUUGUGGUGACAGGAGGACCGUGCACAGGGAAGACGGUUCUGCUUGCACACUGCGCUCGACAGAUGAGAUCAUGGCUACCAAACUGUGAUCCUGUGGUGAUCACGUAUUUUUGCAACCUGUCAAUCAACCCUACGCCGACGCACCUGCUGUCGUGCCUUUGUUACCAAAUUUGCGUUCGAUAUCACAGCGAAUCCUCCUCUGAACAGAGUACCAGCCACAUGGACAACCUCAACCGGUUCACUCACCUCCGGGACUUGAAUCCCGACUGUCACUCCGCAUCCAGCAUUCGUUUGUCCGGGCUAAAAGAGCGUCUCGCGUCCCUCCUCGCCUCCAUGCCCUCGGCCCAACGACCUCUAGUUCUAAUCCUCGACGGCCUGGCUCACAUGGAAAACAACGCGGGCCCUCAGAUGGCGGAGAGCCUCCCGUCUCCCCUCCCUCCCAGCGUCAGACUCGUCCUCUCGGUGUCCUCCAACCUCCUGCGAGCCAUCGAGCCACCGCGGAGCCCCCCCCGGUGUGCGUCAGAGGGCGGGGAGGGGUCGGGCUACGCGUGCGUUCAGCUGGAGCCGGUGGACAGGAGGCAGUGCGUGAAGAUGUUGGCGUCGCUGCUGAGCGGCUCCGGGAGGAGGGUGACAUCGGGACAACAGGCGCUGGUGAACCGGGCCCUGACCUCCUGUCGUCUGACUCUCUACGCUCGACUCCUGCACCUACACGCGUCGCUGUGGCGCUCUGAUUCAGAUGUGACCGAGGCGUCUCUCCCUGCGGGCGUCCACUCGUCCAUUUCCGCGCUGCUCGAUCACCUCGAGCGGAAACACGGCUCCUCCGUCGCCUCUCGCGCCGUCUCCUACCUCACCCUCUCUCGGACGGGGCUCACCGAGGCCGAGCUCGCCGACCUGCUGUCCGCCGACCCCGGAGUCCCGUGGAUCCCGCAGGUCGCCGUGGAGACCCUCUUGUUGGAUCUGAGGAGGUUCCUCAUCAGGAGGACGGUGGCAGGGUCACUCGUUUUGUUCUGGGUGAGCAGGCAUUUCAAGCUGGUGGUGGCUAAGAGGUGUUUGGCCACCCGCGAGGCCAGGAGGCAGCUGCACUCGGCCAUGGCGGACUACUUCGGUGGCCGGUUGUCCGCGCAGCCGCAGCGCGUGGGAGCCAACAGCCAGCUGUUUGUCUUCUCCUCUUCUGGCCGGGAGAACUCGAGGAAGGUCCUAGAACUGCCGCGUCACCUGCGAGAAAGCGACCGAUGCGGGGAGCUGGAGCGUGGGCUGCUGAUGUCUUUGGGGUUCCACCAGGCAAUGGUUCGAGCAGGACUCCUGGGAGAGCUGGUAGCCAUGUUGGAGAGAGAGGAGGGGUCAUCCCACUUUGUCUUUUUGAAGGAACGAGCCCUCCUGGCAGGCAUACUGAAGUCCUGCGCUUGCUUUCUGCAGAACUCACCCCUGCACCUGCCCUCUGUGAUGGAGACAAACCUCCUGCCUUAUCUGGACGUCUUUCCUGGGCUCGAAGGUUAUGCCAGUGAGAUCGGACAAGAGAGGAGGAGGAGGAGAAGCGGAUUGGGAGUGUUGCUCUGCCCGGCUCAGUUAACCGUCCCCUCCAUCGGGUGUCUAACAUUUGACGCCGAAACCGAGGACGUCUCGGCCAGAGAAGCCGCUGGGACAGAGUCGGGGAUUGUAGCGGAGGUCCUGGACGAUGGCACGGCUUGGGUUUGGAAAGGCCUCGGGUGUGACGUGGUCAGGCUGUCACUGAGCUCCGAGCAGAAGGAGCUGGCAUUUACUGGCAUCAAAAGCAGCGGCCAUUUCAUAUUGUUUUCCACGCAAUGCGGCGAGCUCCUCCUGUGGGACGCGACGGGCCCAGAAACGUUCCUGCGGGUCGCGACCGAGUCGAGCCGGAACGCGGCAAGCCGAGUCGAGGGGUUCGUUGCAUCUGAGAAAAGCGUUUUCGUGUGGUGGAAAGGGGAGAGUUUCGUGAGCGCGUUCGAUGUCUCCGGUGAGACCGCGACACAUCUCCAGUGUCGGAGCGCCGUGACCUGCUUGGCCUGCUCCUCCGGUGGCGCUUACGUGUACUGCGGGCAGGAGGAAGGCACGGUGUCCAUAUUUGACAGCGGCGGCGGCUUCCUGGGCGCUUGCUCGAGCUCAAACCUCAACGCGAUUAAGUCAAUAAUCCUGCGUGGCGAUCAGUGGGAAAUGACCUGCGUGGACAGGGCGGGAGGUGUGAGCCUAUGGGAUGUGGCGUCCAAACGGAACCCACCCAGACUUGUCGCAGAAAGCUCCGUUGGGGGGGAAUCGAACGACGUCCUCAAUAUCGACUACUCACGCGGCGUUGGCACCUUGUUGAUGUGUCAAUCCCACCAGGUCGUGCUGUGGGACACGUGUGACUGGGAGCUGUGGGACCAGUUCCUCGCUCCGCCGGGGAAGACCUUCGCUCAAGCUCUGCUCUCCCGAGGUGGCCGCCUUUUCCUGGCGUUGUUGGACGCCUGUCCCUUCGUCCUGGUGUGGAGGGUCAGCACGGGACAGUGUGUUCUCUCCUUGGAAACCAACCGGCCGCCCCGCACGCUCCUCGCCGCGCCCCCGCGCGGCGGCUGCGUCGUCGCUGUCGACGGCGGCGGCCGGGCGACGGCGUGGGACCUCGAGAUGAUCGACGCCGCGGGCGCGGCCCCGAAGAUGCGCCUCGGAGUGAGAGAGGUCGCGGUUGAGCGGGCGGGGAAGUGCUUCUACACCUCCGACGGGUCGCGCGCCGUGUGGAGAUGGAGAUCGGACACCGGGCUCCCGCACGCCAGCUUCCUACACCACGGAGCCGUGGAGAAACUCCGUCUCUCCCCGGACGGCGUUCACCUGGUGACGCUCUCGGCGGGGGACAUUUACGUCUGGCGGACAGGCGGCGGCCAGAACAUCCUGCGCGUGAGCGGCAGCGCGGCGACGGACGUCCUGAUCGCCCCCAACGGCAACUUCGGGGUCAGCGUGUCCGAGCGAGGGACGUCCCGCGUCUGGAAGCUGGCGCGCGGGAGCGUGGUGUGCAGCAUACACCUGUACCUGUCCGACGCCCAGGUGUCGCCGGCGAGCACCUUCCUCAUCGGCCGUCGCCGCGGAGACCUGUUGGCCGCCAGUCUGUGGUCGGGCUCCAUCAGCAAGCGCUUCUCCCGCGCCGAGGGCUCGGAGCGCGUGGUCGCCUUCCACUCGCUCUCGGGGCACCCGGACUUCGUGGUGGUGAUGGGCGCCUCGGGGGCCGUGUACACCUGGAACGUGUCGGAGGAGACGCUGUACAAGCACUUCCGGCUGCCGUGCGGGUUCCGCUGUCAGCCGCGAGACUUCCAGGCGUCCUGGGACGGGAGCCACGCCCUGCUGUCCGCCGAGAACGAGGCCGUCCACCUCCUGGACUUAUCCCGGGUCAGACUGUGCUCAUUCAAGGCCGGCGGGCCAGUCAUUAAAGUCCAUUUGGACAAAACCGGACGCUACGUUGCCUUCGCGUACCGCGUCACCGCCCGCGCGAAAAACUGCGCCCGCUGCCCGCGGGCGGAGGCCGUCCUCGCCGUUGUCCGACUGGCGGACGGGGAGAGGGUGGGAAGUGUGCGUCUGGCCAACAGCCCGUCGGCUCUGGUGGUGUGUGAGCGGCGGCGCGUGUUUGUGGGAUUCGAGGACGGCUCUGUAGGCGUCUAUUCUAUUUUAGACGUCGUGUCCGGCGGGGAAGAGUCGCUCGGGCGCAGCGAGAAGGCGAGGGGUCGGUCAAAGCGCAGCGCCUUCGACGGAAUACCCAGUUGCUUAGCACUAGCAAGCGCCAAUAUAACGUGGCUUUAAAUGGGAUGGCACGUGAAAGGGAUUUAUGUGUAAACAUCAUGCUUCAUAGUGACAUGUAAACAAAAAAAUACUGCAUGAAUCUUUGUUUACACUUCUGGAGAAGUUUGUUUUCGGUUUCAGGCAUUUUGUGGUCCGUUAGCAUUUGAUAAUCAAGAGUUAGAAAAUGUUGCCUUGUUCUGCAAUUCAAAGUCAGAGACCAAGCAGGAUGUGCCAGCAAGUCAGAGACAGGCUGAGAGACAUGAUUUAAAAGUUGGGACCUGCACGGACCAACAGAAGUUUCUCUGUGUGUAUUGAUAAGGGGAAAGGUUUUCUGUCCUGACUAAAGAAGCAAGGUCAGCGGGUCAACCAGCAGAUGUGCAAGAUUAGGGGGUUUAAAAUUCACACCACACCAACAUCCACACUUUUUUCAUUGUUUACGUUAAGCAAGGUGGUCUGGACAUUGAAUGUGACCGGAUGCGGGAGGUGGAUCCUCCCAUACGCCAGCUUAGGCAAUAGAAAGCUUUUCUUUGUCUUUCGGGUUAUGAAACAUGAUGUUCUUGCUGAUGUUAGUUAGUGUGUUCUUCCGGCCUGUGGGCCGGCAGGAUUGCGCCUGCCUUUGCAAAUGCAGCGCUUAUACUUGACCUGUGAUCUGAUGAAUAAAUCUACCAGAACGAGAGAAGUUGUUUAGCUGUAUUCUUCCAGACGUCCCCAUCCAGGCUUCCAAUUUUUGAACACGUGCCUCUGAUGCGUUCGUUCGCUCCUUCUCUUUUUAAAUUAUCUAACACAUUUCAUACAUUCUUGGUCAUUAGUGGACUGAGCAGCUAUUUCAGUAGAAAUCCUCCUUGAGUUUGACACCUAUGGACUAGAUGAUGGAAAAGCAUUUCAGUUUCAUUUCUGUGAAAGCAAAACCAAUACCUGUCUUAUUAUCCUUUGUAUGUAUUAAACACUAAUAACAUUGAUCUGCUGGCUUCAAAUGUUGUUUAAAAAAUAUCAUUAAUUUUAAUUCAUGUCCAGAAAAAAUUGUGCAUUCACUUUGAGUCUGAGUUUAAAUCUUUGAUAAUUUGUUUUUGAAGUUCUUUGGCUUAUGCUGCCUUCCCGGUUUCAUAAUAAAAUAGUAAUUUAGGGCACUUCUUUCGUAAAUCCUGUUGUGUCCUAUUACUUGCCUUUGGUCGAGAGUACGUUAAUAACUAUAAUUAAAUACAAAGUUAUUUAUCACUAUAUCCAGAGACAAUGACUCUGUAUGCUAGC